AUGCUAAGACUAAUUUUGAGACACAGCGAACAUUUCCAGGGAACAGUGACCGUCAUCGUGGGAAGAGAGAAGAAAGCAUAUAUCUUGCACAAAGACCUUCUCUGCUUCUAUUCUGACUACUUCCGUGCCGCGUUCAAGGGAUACUUCAAGGAAGCUGCAGAAAGCAAGAUCGAAUUCUUCGACGAGGAGACCGAUCUGUUCGACGCAUAUCAGGUCUGGCUGUAUACGCGCGAGCUUCCAGGACCCAGUGGCGACAGGGAGAAUUUACACUUCCUUGUAGACAUGUGGUAUUUCGGUGACCAAUACCAAACCCCUCUCCUUCAGAACCAAGCCAUAGACAAGAUCUUUGCCAGGCUCGCAAAGUCCAACUAUUUCGACCCCGAUAUGGUACCUGUAAUCUAUGCAGCCACCAUGGCAGGAUCGCCCUUGCGUAAGGCAGUCAUCGAAAUCGUCGCUUGCACCAUAGACUUCGAGAAAUGGUCUCCUUCCACAACAGGCUGGACAAUUGAAUGUCUCUCGGAUCUUGUGCUAGCGAUGAACCAGGCCCGUUUGAGUACAGAUGUUACUUUUCCUGAUUUACCGAAGAGAGAUAAGUGCUUCUUUCAUGUCCAUGGAAAGAACGAGCAUUGUUGA
Aureobasidium namibiae CBS 147.97 is the source of this 633-nucleotide messenger RNA. RefSeq lists its product as uncharacterized. The coding region runs from base 1 to 633 and encodes 210 amino acids. NCBI's taxonomy places the organism in Eukaryota, Fungi, Ascomycota, Dothideomycetes, Dothideales, Saccotheciaceae. Gene Ontology annotation, molecular function: protein binding. The record is from RefSeq and is a predicted model, not a curated record. The transcript has a single exon.